Molecule: messenger RNA, 828 nt
Organism: Pogonomyrmex barbatus (red harvester ant)
Lineage: Eukaryota; Metazoa; Arthropoda; Insecta; Hymenoptera; Formicidae
Product: transmembrane protein 70 homolog, mitochondrial
Biological process (GO): mitochondrial proton-transporting ATP synthase complex assembly
Cellular component (GO): mitochondrial membrane
Source: RefSeq, a predicted model, not a curated record
AGAGGCGCUUCGAAAUAAAAUUACAGCGGAGAGAAACCUGAGAGUGGUCAUAGAAGCGUUUUAGCUGUACCCUUAUUCGCCGCAAAAGUGACAAAGAGAAGAAGACAGUCGUAAAAUAUGACACUUAUGUUACGAGCUUCUGCGUUUACUUGGAAAAAACUUUUCUUUAAGGACUUUCCUCGUUUCGAAUGCGGUUUAAGUUGUACUAUACCUAAUGCUUGUAAUUUUGAGAGACGAUCCACGGGAUGUAAUAUCAAGUACUUCUCAACGAAAGAUUGCCAAAAAACUGUGGGAAGAACGGAAAUUUAUUAUGGACCUCUAACCAAACAUAUCAAAGCUCUCAAACUUUUUUCAUUAUUGACUAGCACUUUUGGUUUAUCGACUCAGCCAUUUAUUUACUUAAAAGCUAUGGAAAAUGAUAAUAUUGAUGCACUUUUAGGAAUAUCUGCGUGUAUUGGAUUAUUGGCUAUAAUCACUCCUUUUUUAAUACAUAUAAUUACGAAAAAAUAUGUAACACACUUGUACUAUGAUGCGAAACAAGACAUAUAUAUCGCAAACACUUACAGUUUGUUUGCUCGAACAAAAGAGCUCACAUUUGUACCAGAGGAUGUAGUUGUACCAGAUGUAACUGGAAUGUUUACAAAUUGCGUUAUAAAGAAUAUUCCGUUAUUUUUGGAAUCAAACUUUUUCUAUGACCAUAGUCAUUAUAUUCGUAUAAUGGGAUAUGAUAAACCAAUGGAUUUUAAAUUAAAUAAUAAUGAUCAAACAGUGGAUCAACCAAUGGAUACUAAAUAUACAAACGAUAAUAAAAAAUAAUCGUAACGUAAA